AUGCCGAGUUUUUUCCCGUGCUUCUCCCGCAGAGCGUUCACUCGAAGUCCCUCGAGGAAACGAACCAAGUCGUCUUCUUCCUCUUCUUCCGCGGCGGCAGCCCGCGCAGAUGCGCAGCGCGCUUCCUCCUCUCCUCACCAGACCGCGAGCGCUGCGCGCACGCAGUCCGUCUCCUCUUCGUCUGCCUCGUCCUCCACGCACCACCCGCGCAAGAAGGCCCGCGACGCCUCUUCACCGCCCUCUAGCUCCCCGCCUGCUGACCCGUCGCGCUUGGCCUCGCCGGGGGGGGGCGGCGGCUCCAGUGAGAAGCGCCUCGACGCCAUGGCGGAGCCUUCGGCGCGCGCCGAGGCAGACGCAUGCUCCGUCUCCCCGCGAGGAGGCGGCGCCGGAGGCUGCGGUGAGCUCCAGGGGCCGUCGCUCUCGGCAUCCUUCGCGCGGCUCGCCUCGCAGGGCGGCACCGCCCUGAGCUCACUGCCGUCGCUUCAGCGCCAGCAGACUGAACAGCUAGUCAAGUCCCUAGACUUCUACGUCUACGUGUGGGGCCUGAACGACAAGGGACAGCUGCUCAACGGCGCGUUCGGCUCCUCCGCCGCGGGCCCGGCGCAGGCUGGUCGCAGCCAGCCGCUCGCGCCGCUGACGAGCGGCCCGUCGCGCGUGAACAAGCUGCAGCACAGGACAAUUGCGGGCAUGAGCUGCAGCGCCGCGCACACCUUCAUCUGGGACUUCCACGACCUGCUGUGGGCUGGCGGCAGCACAGACAUUGGCUUGCGCACGCUUGGCAUCGACCUCGACGACGAUGACGCCCUCGACACCGGCGUCGUGCCCCGCGCCUCCCUCUGCGAAACGCUCGGCGACGUCGUCACGGUCGCCUCCUCCAACACCCACGCAGUCGCUGUACUCGAAAACGGAGCUGCGAUUUCCUUCGGGUCGAACGAAUUUGGGCAGCUCGCCCACGGUCCGGGCGAAGUCCAGCUCGCAGUCUCGCGGCCGCGGCUGAUGCUGGUUCAGCCUGAAGCCGCGUGCGCGCGACACGGUCAGGUUUCCUUCUCGAACGCGAGCUGCGGAGAGAACUUCUCAGUGCUCCUCAGCGCGACCGGCGUCGUCUUCACAUGCGGCGACAACUCGCAGGGCUGCCUCGGCCUCGGCGCCCCGCCCGCCUCUCCCUCGCCUUCCGCCGCCCCUCCUCCUGCGUCUUCUGCGGCCGCGUCCUCCUCCUCUGCUGCGUCGUCCAGCGCACCGUCCUCUCCUUCCUCAUCUGCCGCUUUUCCUGCCUCUGCUUCCUCUGCCUCUUCCGCCUCUGCGUCUUGCUCUUCUUCUUCCUCAGGUUCGGCUGGCGUGGCCUCCGCAGCGUCUCUGGUGUUGGUGCCGUCGCUCUACGCGGUGCCGGUGCGGCAAGUGGCUGCGGGCGCGCAGCACGUGGUGGCGCUGACGAUCAGCGGCGAGGUCUUCACGUGGGGACGGAACAAAGACGGUCGCCUGGGGCUUGGCGCGGCCUUCGCUGCGGCGCGUGUGGUUCCGACGCCGACCAAGGUGAAGCAGUUCGAGGCGCUCGGCGUGCGCGUCAAGUUCGUCGCCGCGGGCUUCAGCCACACGGGCGUCAUCCUCGCGGGCGGCGGCCGCGCGAUGCUCUGCGGCAGCAACUUCUACGGCGAACUGGGCCGCGACCCGUACUUCGAGGACGCGCCUCCCGCGCCAGCCGCGCUCGCGGGCUCUGGGCAGUGCGGCGACGCGAAGGCUGGUGCCGCGAGCGCGCCGCGCAAGCCGCGGGCGCCGGAGGACGUCUUGCUCUCGAGCUCGACCUUCCUGCCGCUCCGCGCCCUGGCCAAGCACCGCCUCAAGUUCCUCUCGCUCGGUCAGCACUUCUCCGCAGCCGUCACCUCCACGGGCAAGCUCUUCUGCUGGGGCAAAAACGACCUGCAGCAGCUCGGCGUCCCGCAGGCGAGCUCGUUCGUCCACCUUUCGCCGGCGUGCACUGCGCCGGCCUGCGACCUCGGAGACGCCGGAGACGCGGCGGGCCGGUCCACCGUCGAGGAGCAUCCGAAGCGGGAGGCGGACGACGCUGCGGCGGUCGCGGCCGCGCCGUCGCCGGCGGCGUCAACUCGCCCCGUGCGGCCGACUCUGCAUCCGUCGGCGCCGUAUUCGGCGGCCCCCAUUCCGUUUCAGAGCGCCGACGACUUGUUCUUCUACUUCGUGGCGUGCGGGGACUGGCACUGCGGCGCGGCGGCAGUGCCGGCGAGCGUGGCUGCGGCGGCGAAGCGGGGCGGCAAGAAAGCGGAGGCGGGUUCGAGUGCGUUGUGCGCGCGGUCGCCGAGCGGGAUGUCGCCCGAUGUGCAGGGCUUCUUCAAGUCGAUCUUUCGGCGGUCGCAGUCGCUGAUUGGCUGCGAGUUUCCGCCCUGCUCGCGGUCGUCGUCGCUGUGGAACGCGGGGCUCUCGCACGCGCCGAGCUGCUCCCCGUUCACCCUGACGAGUCGGUCGUCGCUUGUCUUUCCCGCAGGUCAGAAGACGCCGCAGGGCAGCGAUGCCGACGAGACAGGCGGCAGCCCAGGCGCAGCCGCACAGCAGCUCGAGAGUACGCUCUUCAAGUCGCUCAGCAGUUCGGCCUCUGCGUCGUCCUUCGGCGACUCCGCGCCGGCUGCCUCGUCCUCGUAUCUCGCAGGCGUCUCCGUGGAGGAGAUGCUGAUGCACAUCGAGGGCGCAGCGAGCACUGGCGACAACUCGCUUCUGAAGUCGAAACUUGCCCUCGUCUUCUCCGACGUCUACCGCCUCAACUGCUCCUUCGUUUACCCUGGCAGAGGCUGCCGACCCGACUUCGCGGGGCUCGACGAGGUGUACGCACACCUGCCGCAGAGUCUGCUGCCCACGGUCGCGUCCAGCGCUAUGCUGUGCCUGUCCAGCAGCGUGAAAUACGCAAAGUACCUCACCUCUACGGAUGCCGUUCGCUUCGCACUCUUCAUUCUCGCGUGCUUCCCGCUCUACGGCCAGGACAUCGACCGAAUGGAAGUCGAUGAAACUGACUUCGCGGCUGCCACCCGUGCCGCAGACGACGGCGACGAUGCCGCGGGAGGUCUCGCGCCGCCGCCCGCGCCUGCGGAUGCACCCGCCGCGCCAACCAAUCAAGGCGAUUCGCCGCGCGCUGAUCGGGCCCCCGCUGCAGAGGCCGCGGAGCCGGCGACAGAGGCGGAGACCGCUGGAGACAAGGAGGAGCCGACGGUGCCUGCGGCGGCCGGCUCCGACACGUCCCGGGGCGAGGCUGUCUUCACGGCCCUCGUCCAUCUCUUGUUUCAUCUGUCGCCUGAAGGCAAAAUGGCCUUUGUGUGUCUCGCGGCGGAAGUCCCUGAUCUGCUGUUCGAAAUGCGUCUCGUGCGCAUGACUAAGUGGUUCAUCAUCAAGACGCUGCGGCAGGCGGGCGCGUCAUACCGCAACAUCGACCGGCUGUGGCAGGCCGUUGCGCUGCUUGAGCUGCUGUACCUGGCGAACAUGAGGCCCGCGUCGCAUCGGGCGUACGCGCUGCCUCCAGCCUUGGGCGAGGAGGCGCGAGGCGACGGCAGUCUGAAGAUCCCCGUGGAGAAGUUCCACGUGGCGGCGAUCGCGCAGCUGGUUGACCCCAUCCGCGAGGUCGCCUUCUACUCCGACCUGAUUCAGCACACGCCGUUCAGCUUCGGCGACGGUCGAGACGCUUCGCGCGCCGGCGGGCUCCAGGCGGCCGCGACGCCAGCGCCCUCGCCCGCCAGCGCCUGCAGCGCCACGCCGCGGGAGAGUAGCCGCGUGGAGCAGGUCGAGGGCGCGGAGGAAGAGCCAGAAGCGCGCGAGGCAGGCGGCGGCCCGACCGCCGCAGAGGAGGCGGCAGGCGCGCGGCAGGGCGGAGACGCCGCGCCUGCGCCGAGCUCCCGCUGGUCGGAGGAGACAGGCGAGACGAGGGAAAAGCAGAACGCGACGAUUGCAAGCGAACCCCAGAAGGCUCCCAUGAGAGCUCGCUGGUCGGCGUUCGACGUCUAUCAGGACAUCGUGAACAGCUCGGAGCUGCAGCGGCGGUGGUGCUUCUUCAUGGCGCACAUGCACCUGUGCCCUCUGAAGUUCAAACGCAACGUCAUCGUGGUGGCGAACAUCUUUCGGCAGCACCAAACCGGCCUGCAGUCUCUUCUCGAGGCGCAGCUGCCCUUCCUCCUCCUCCGCGUACACCGCGGCGCGCUGGUUGACGACGCCGUCGCAGCUCUACAAAAGGCAGAACCUCGGCAUCUGCUGCGGCCGCUGAAAAUCGUCUUCGAGGGCGAGGAGGGCGUCGAUGAAGGCGGGCUCAAACGCGAGUUCUUUUCGCUGCUCACGCCGGAGCUUUUAUCGUCAGAGCGCCGUCUCUUCACUUACAAUCCGUCGGCGAGGACUUACUGGUUCGCGAACCUCGCGCCGGAAGAACUCGCCGAGAAGAAGAAAUACUACUGGCUCAUCGGGGCGCUUGCGUCCAUGGCGAUCUACAACGACAUCGUCAUGCCCCUGGCAUUUCCUCUGGUGCUUUACAACCGGCUCCAAGGCGGCUCAGUGGCACUCGAGGACCUAGCGGACGUGUACCCCGAGGAGAUGAACAGCUUUGAGAAGAUGCUGACAAUGGACAAACCCGACGAAUUCGAGGCCGCGUUCAGCACGCAGACGUUUGCGGUGGAUCUGGUGCGCGAUGGGAAGUUGGUUGGCGAAGUGCCGCUCAUGGAGGGCGGCGAAACCACGCCCGUCACGAUGCAGAAUCGCGCGCUCUUCGUCGCAAAGUACACAAACUACCUCCUCGUCGACGCCGUCAAGCAACAGUACGACGCAUUUGAGCAAGGAUUUCUGCUCUGCGCCACGCCGCUUAUUUCCCAACUCAGCGGUCGCGAGCUACAGCUGCUCAUCUGCGGCACGCCCGAGCUCAACUUCACGCAGCUCCGCGAGUCCGCCAAACUCGAAGGCUACGAGGCAGGUGACCCGUACCUGGAUUCGUUCUGGGAGAUUCUUUUAUCCUUCGACCUCUUUCAGAAACAGAAAUUCCUCAAAUUUGUCACAGGCAGCGAUAGGUCUCCGGCGUUCGGGCUGAAGGAGAUUCGCAUGACGAUUCAAAGGAACGGCGGCGAGCCGACUGAGCGUCUCCCGACGGCGUAUACGUGCUUCCACGUGCUGCUGCUGCCGCGCUACGAGUCUAAGGACAAGCUGCAGCGGCUCCUGCUCCGCGCGAUCGACGAGAGCGAAGGAUUUGGCAUGCAGUAG
This is a messenger RNA of Besnoitia besnoiti, 5229 nucleotides long. Its product is annotated as HECT-domain (ubiquitin-transferase) domain-containing protein. Bases 1 to 5229 code for a protein of 1742 amino acids. The transcript is spliced from 13 exons. The record is from RefSeq and is a predicted model, not a curated record. NCBI's taxonomy places the organism in Eukaryota, Apicomplexa, Conoidasida, Eucoccidiorida, Sarcocystidae. Gene Ontology annotation, molecular function: ubiquitin-protein transferase activity.